AUGUGCUACUACCUGUUCGCUUACACCGAAUACGGCUGCGGCCAUCAACUCCUUGAUCGCCGCCACUUUAUCGACUGCAAUCGGGUGACAUGUCGACGGAGCGGGUUCCACAAUUUGGACGAGCACGACUGCGCGAACGAGUGUACGGAGGAAUGGACGCUUCCUGACCAGUCACUUGUCAUGCAUAUAUGCCCCGAACAAUGCAGGAGCUGUCUAGGCACGGCUGGAGCUAAGGUCAAUGGCGCCAAUCAUGACGGCUCUGAUGACAGCCAGUCUGAUUCAGACGAAGAAGAGGUUGAAGAGGAAGAGGAGUAGAGGUUAGAUGAGAGCUGCCCGAGUGGCCAUUGCGGAUUGGCUGUGAAACACGUACUUGUAGUUUUACC
Molecule: messenger RNA, 383 nt
Organism: Laetiporus sulphureus 93-53
Lineage: Eukaryota; Fungi; Basidiomycota; Agaricomycetes; Polyporales; Laetiporaceae
Exons: 3
Coding region: 1-315 (104 amino acids)
Source: RefSeq, a predicted model, not a curated record